GGGUUGGCCGAGAAUGUGCUACUGGACAUCAAGAAAUGGUGCUUACUGGUCAUGAAGAUGGUUCUAUUAAAUUUUGGCAAGCAUCUAGUGAACAAUUGCAAGUUAUGUACAAAUUAAAAACAGGGCGGCACUUUGAAAAAAAUAUUCCUUCGCAUUAUUCCCAUUCGACUGCUAGAGGAACAGCAGCAGCCAUCAAUAAACGUAAAGGAAGUGGAGCUGUAGAUAAUAUUCGAUUAAAAAAAAAUAUUUCUCCUAGUCAUGCUGUUUUUAAUGCUGAAAUGUGUCUUGAUUCUCGCCUUUUAAUUGUUGCUAGUCGUUCAGGACAAAUUACACUUUUUAGAUUUUCUAAGACUGAUUGUUGCCAAGAAAUUGCUGUCAUUAACUUACCUCAACUUUGCCGUUCUACUGCUCAAAUUCCUUCGCCACCUUCAUGCCCUCCCUCACCUUGUAAUCUAAAAGAUGAAGAAAAACAACCUCAAAAUACUAAAAAGAAAUGGAAUCAACAAUCAGGGAGUAGUAGUGAUGCACAACAAUCUAGUAGAGCUGAAUUGAAACGACAAGGAGCAGCAUCCGAGUCGCAACAACAUCAACGCCCAUCCCGCAAUUCAUCAUCACAUUCUACAGAUACAUCGAUAUGUUCUCAACAACUUGCCGAAAUAACUCCUUUAAAAGUUCGGGGAGGUGCUUUGCGGAGACCUGCAGGUUAUCAACCAGAAUUGGUUUGCCAAAUCCCUUGGAUCAAUGGAAACAAUCCUGAACGGGUAACAGCAUUGGCAUUUAAUUCAGCUUAUGGUCUACUAGCUAUUGGUACUUGUGUUGGUUUGGCACUUGUUGACUCACAAACAGCUUCUUUGAUUUAUGCUUGGCAUAAUUCUGAAUUGUUGGGUCGUGAUCCAAUUCCUUUUUGGAGUUCCUUGACUAGUCAAGAUGUUGCUACUGGACCAGGGUCGCCUAGUUGUCCGGGAGUAGAGAUUCUUCGUCAAUCUUCUACACCUUCAACUCCAAAUAAUAACAACAUAAUACCUAUUACUACUGAAUCAUCACCUUCAGUUUUAAAAACUCCAAAUUCCUCUUCUACCUCCUCUCCCUCAGCUUUUUCAUUUUCUUCCAAAGCUUUACGUACUCGUCUAAAACAUCAAUUUUCAACACAAACUCCUCCUACUUCAGUGCCAGUACCUAAAUCACCUGGACCUCUUUCUCGAGGAAAUACAACAGAAUCGACUGGGGGGUCUGGAAUAGAAAAUAAUACAGAAAAAAGCACAAAUCGGUUUUUGUUGGGAACAAAACUUCAAAGGCCACAAUUACUUAAAGCUUCAACCUUCAAUGCUUCUGCUGCUUGUGAAGAAACUGGAUUAGAAAAUCCAACUCAACAACAACAAGAAUCGACUUUUAUUAAUUGUAAUGGUGAUAUAAAGCCCUGUAUUGACUCUCAAGUUCCAUCUACUUCUUCCUCCACCGAAUCUUUAGAUAAAUGUACAAAUCAAAAAUAUUUGGAAGAAUUUGUUUCUUCUUUACAAUUUAUUAAUUGUUGUGCUAAAAAGGGAGUUACUAAAUUUGAUCCUUGUCUUUGGAUUGGAACUUCUAUGGGUAGUGCAUUAGCCUUUCAACUUCAAUUACCUUCAAAUAGAAUUUCUUCAAACGUUGUUGUUGCGCCCUCUGGAUCAAUUGUUCGUUUAUCAAAAUCCACAAAUGGGAAAAGUAACAAGUUGCUUUGUAUUGCUUUUAUGGACCGUGAUUUUCGAUUAUUGGCGGCACCCAGUGAAAACUCGAAUAAUAAAAAUGCCAAAACAGAAACAAAUUCUUUAAAUUCAAAUCUUCAAGAAGAAAAUUUAAAUAAAAAUGAUGAGUCUUCUAAUUCUCCAAAUGAUCUUCAAUCAUCAUUACCUUCAAAUAAGGCAAGCAAAGAAAGAGUAGGAGGGGAAGGAGAAGCAAAGAAAAAAUGGGAAAUAAUUAAAAGAAAAGCAAGUUUUGGGGAAUUUUUUCAGUUUUUCUUUUUGGGUUCUUUCUUUAUUUUUUCUUCUUUUUUUCUCUCUUUUUUUGUGCUAACAAAAACUAUUCAAUCAUCAGCUGUGCCUUCAUCUACUUCUACCCAAACAGAAAUGGAAACACAACAAACACUGACCUCAAAUGCAGUCAAAGAAGAGGAAUUUUUACAAAUGGCUAUAUUUGUAACUUCUUCUGAAGUUUGUGCAGUUGCUUUACCUUCCUAUCAUCGAGUCUUUCAACGCUCUUUUUCUGAUUCAGAACAGCAACAACAUCCAUUAAUUUGUGCUUCAACUACACACAUUAGUGGACAACCUGCUUUGUUGGCUUUAAAUGUUCGAUUAUUGUGA
This is a messenger RNA of Meloidogyne enterolobii, 2333 nucleotides long. The record is from the annotation of a GenBank genome assembly. NCBI's taxonomy places the organism in Eukaryota, Metazoa, Nematoda, Chromadorea, Rhabditida, Meloidogynidae.